Molecule: messenger RNA, 1529 nt
Organism: Conger conger (European conger)
Lineage: Eukaryota; Metazoa; Chordata; Actinopteri; Anguilliformes; Congridae
Product: zinc phosphodiesterase ELAC protein 2-like
Exons: 9
Coding region: 1-1146 (381 amino acids)
Biological process (GO): mitochondrial tRNA 3'-end processing
Cellular component (GO): mitochondrion
Molecular function (GO): 3'-tRNA processing endoribonuclease activity
Source: RefSeq, a predicted model, not a curated record
AUGUGUUCUGCAGAGGGAGCAGAGAAGUACCCUGAGGUGGUGUUUCUGGGCACUGGCUCCGCCCUCCCCAUGAAGAUCCGGAAUGUCAGCGGCACUCUGGUGAACAUCAGCCCCACCCAGUCUGUGCUGCUGGACUGUGGAGAAGGCACGUUUGGGCAGCUGUGUCGUCACUAUGGCAACCAGGUGGACGAGGUUCUGACCGGGCUGUGCGCGAUCUUCAUCUCUCACCUGCACGCCGACCACCACACGGGACUGCUGGCUCUGCUGAUUCAGAGGGAGAGAGCUCUGAUCAGCGAGGGGAAACCCUGCACCCCCGUUUGCUUGGUGGCCCCAGUUCUGAUCCUGACCUGGCUGCAGCUGUAUCACGAACGCUGCGAGGAGAUCCUGCACCAUGUCGACCUCAUUCCUUCUUGGUCGCUGACCGAGGGGGCGGACGUUCACAAAGACGAAUUGAAGGCUGCCAUCCAAUCACUGCUCAAGAAAUCUGACUUGGAAAAGUUGGAGACGUGCGCGGUGAGGCACUGUAAGAACGCCUUCGCCUGCAGCCUGACCCACCGCUCCGGGUGGAAGCUGGUGUUCUCCGGGGACACCAUGCCCUGCGAUGCCCUGGUGGACAUGGGAAAAAAUGCCACAUUGCUUAUUCAUGAGGCGACGCUAGAGGAUGGCAUGGCGGAAGAGGCAGUGGAGAAGAAACACAGCACCACGUCCCAGGCCAUUGGCAUCGGGAUGAAGAUGAAGGCUGACUUCAUCAUGCUGAACCACUUCAGCCAGCGCUACGCAAAGAUCCCGCUCCUCAGCCCCGACUUCAACGACAAGGUCGGCAUCGCCUUCGACCACAUGAGGGUGCGUCUGUCCAACCUGCGCGUCCUGCCCAGCCUGAGCGCGCCGCUCAAGGCGCUGUUCGCGGAGGAGAUCGAGGAGAUGAAGGAGCGCCAGGGCAAGCGGGAGCUGAAGCAGCUGAAGCAGCUGAUAAGGGUGGCCGGGCUGGGCCUGCCUCUGAACGGGGCGGGGCAGGGAGCGGGGCAGGGAGCGGGGCAGGGAGCGGGGCAGGGAGCGGCCGGCGAUGGAGCACGUGACGCGCCGCACAAACGUGAGCCCGAGGAGGACCCGGAGCCGCUGAACAGCAAGAGACUGAAAGCCAGCUGAACCUCGUUCCCCCGAACCGCUCCGCAAACAUUCACAGCUCCGUUCUGUCACGAUCUGCUCACGGAUAGGAGUUGCCCUUGUUAUCUGAUGAAUUGAUUACUUAACUGAAGACAGUGCGUGGGAUUAUUGUGUACAUUAUACACCACCAGUACAGGAUGACUUAUUUUGUGAUUGAGUUCCCACUGUAGCCUGAGACUACUAAUUUAGGUUUUCAGUAUUGACGCCUGGAGGUUGUAUUUUGAUUGUUUAAAAUGGCCGCUGAUAAAUUCUGAUGUGCUGGUUUGCUUUUAGUUAGCUUGUUAAUUGAAUAAAUAAAGCUUGAUUUUCUUCCUUCAUGAAAAUGUGUUCACAAAAACUUAUAUAAAUAAAUACUCUGACGUAAA